GCGUCACCACGUCGGUUCCAGAUCAGAUCAGAACGGAUCAGCCGUUAGACCCAGCGCGGAAAAACUAGCACAAACCCGCACAAACCCGGGACAAACUGAGCAAAAGCGGGCCGUACGGGACCAUACAGGCGCUACUGGCCCGCAUGUGGGCGGAACCGGGUCAGUACCGAGCCAAGUUUGGAAAGUUAUACCGGAAAUACACGACGGAACCGGGCGGAUCGCGACGAGAGAGAGAGACAGCGGGUCAGAGAGCACCCGAACCGGGGAGAAGAGCACCCGAACCGGGGAGAGGAGCACCCACAGCCGGGGAGAGGAGCACCCACAGCCGGCUUCAACCGGGCUGGUCACCGCUGUGAUACGGGGCUAACUUUAAACCAGUUUAGAACCACUUUUAGCCUGAUUCAGAGCUCUGUUUAGUCCUGAUUUAGACCUGGUUCAGUCCUGGUGUAGUCCUGAUUUAGUCCUGGUUUAGACCUAGUUUAGUCCCGGUUUAGUCCCGGUUUAGUCCUGGUGUAGUCCUGGUCCAGAGAUGGAGAAGAGGAGGACCGACUGCCCGGCGCUGCCUCCAGGGUGGAAGAAGGAGGAGGUGAUCCGCAAAUCAGGCCUCAGCGCUGGGAAGAGUGACGUCUACUACUACAGCCCCUCAGGUAAAAAGUUCCGGUCUAAGCCUCAGUUGGUCCGGUUCCUGGGAUCGUCUGUGGACCUGUCAUGUUUCGACUUCCGGACGGGGAAAAUGGCACCUGGAAAACUCCAGAAGAGCAAACAGAGGACGAGACACGAUCCCGGAGUCACCAAGAGCGGGAAACCGGACCUGAACACAGCGCUGCCCAUCAGACAGACGGCCUCCAUAUUUAAACAACCUGUCACCAAGGUAACAGGUCACCCCGGCAACAAGGUGAAGAGCGACCAGCAGAGGGCGACGGAGCAGCCCAGACAGUUGUUUUGGGAGAAGAGGCUCAAAGGCCUGAGGUCUUCAGACGUGACACAAGAAACUCUGAGAACUAUGGACCUGCCCUCAGGACUGCACUGCAUCGGGCCGGACCCGUCGGAGGACUGUCUGCUGUGGGCCAUCUCCUCGGCUCUGCACCUGAGCUCAGGCCCCAUCAGUGGACAGAGCUCCAGCGCCGAGAAGAACCCGGCCGUCUGGAUCAACUGCAGCCAACCCCCGUGUAGAAGCUUUACUGUCACCGAGCAACACAUCAGGGUGCAGGAGCAGGUGGUGAACCAGGUGCGGCGCAGCCUGGAGGAGGCGCUCACCGCAGACACUUUGGCCCGAACCGCCGAGAGCACGAGAGAGAGGAGAGCCCGCUGACCAAUCACAGAGCAGAGAGCAACCGGGCCAGCCAAUCACAGGUCUUUUUCAUGUUCAUUGAACCUUGCAGCUCCGCCUACAGCCUUAAACCCGACCUGCACCUGCUAACGCCAGAGACUCCGCCCCCAUCGCCGCCCCACCCACACACCCAGGCCCCCUCCACACCCAUCACUGCCACACCCACCGCCCGGUCACCACGGAGACGGAGACGAGCACAAAGAAAAGGACAGAGAACGGCGCGAGGAACCAAUGAGAGCAACGUUAAGAGAGGCUUUGAUUCUGAAGAGUUAGGGGCUUUUAUUUUGAAGAGUUAGAGGCUUUUAUUUUGAAGAGUUAGAGGCUUUUAUUUUGAAGAGUUAGAGGCUUUUAUUUUGAAGAGUUAGAGGCUUUUAUUUUGAAGAGUUAGAGGCUUUUAUUUUGAAGAGUUAGAGGGCUUUUAUUCUGAAGAGUUAGAGGGCUUUUAUUUUGAAGAGUUAGAGGCUUUUAUUCUGAAGAGUUAGAGGGCUUUUAUUUUGAAGAGUUAGAGGGCUUUUAUUUUGAAGAGUUAGAGGCUUUUAUUCUGAAGAGUUAGAGGGCUUUUAUUUUGAAGCAUCAGAGGGCUUUUAUUUUGAAGAGUUAGAGGCUUUUAUUCUGAAGAGUUAGAGGCUUUUAUUUUGAAGAGUUAGAGGCUUUUAUUCUGAAGAGUUAGAGGCUUUUAUUCUGAAGAGUUAGAGGCUUUUAUUCUGAAGAGUUAGAGGCUUUUAUUCUGAAGAGUUAGAGGGCUUUUAUUUUGAAGAGUUAGAGGGCUUUUAUUUUGAAGCAUCAGAGGGCUUUUAUUUUGAAGAGUUAGAGGGCUUUUAUUUUGAAGAGUUAGAGGGCUUUUAUUUUGAAGAGUUAGAGGGCUUUUAUUUUGAAGAGUUAGAGGGCUUUUAUUCUGAAGAGUUAGAGGGCUUUUAUUCUGAAGAGUUAGAGGCUUUUAUUCUGAAGAGUUAGAGGCUUUUAUUCUGAAGAGUUAGAGGCUUUUAUUCUGAAGAGUUAGAGGCUUUUAUUUUGAAGAGUUAGAGGGCUUUUAUUUUGAAGAGUUAGAGGCUUUUAUUCUGAAGAGUUAGAGGCUUUUAUUCUGAAGAGUUAGAGGCUUUUAUUCUGAAGAGUUAGAGGCUUUUAUUCUGAAGAGUUAGAGGCUUUUAUUCUGAAGAGUUAGAGGCUUUUAUUCUGAAGAGUUAGAGGGCUUUUAUUCUGAAGAGUUAGAGGGCUUUUAUUUUGAAGCAUCAGAGGGCUUUUAGUUUGAAGAGUUAGAGGGCUUUUAUUUUGAAGAGUAAGAGGGCUUUUAUUUUGAAGAGUAAGAGGGCUUUUAUUUUGAAGAGUAAGAGGGCUUUUAUUUUGAAGAGUUAGAGGGCUUUUAUUUUGAAGAGUUAGAGGGCUUUUAUUUUGAAGAGUUAGAGGGCUUUUAUUUUGAAGAGUUAGAGGGCUUUUAUUCUGAAGAGUCAGAGGGCUUUUAUUCUGAAGAGUCAGAGGGCUUUUAUUCUGAAGAGUCAGAGGGCUUUUAUUCUGAAGAGUCAGAGGGCUUUUAUUCUGAAGAGUCAGAGGGCUUUUAUUCUGAAGAGUCAGAGGGCUUUUAUUCUGAAGAGUCAGAGGGCUUUUAUUCUGAAGAGCAUGUGCAGAAAUGAGGACGUAUGUGAGUAAAGGUGACGAGGGCUGAAUCCAACUCCCCCAAAACAAAAGUGAAACUUAUAAAACAUUUUAAUUCUUUGUUUUGGGUGAAUAUAACAUUUUAAAAACAAUAAAAGGAAACAUGGAGAUCUAAAUGUUAUGUGUUACAGGUAAAACCCGCAGAAGUAAAUACCCCCUCUUUAAAAAGGAAUCAGGUCAAAGGUCAAAGCUUGAGAAAUGAUAUUGAUAUGAAAAUGCCGUUAACUGUGACUUUUGACCUCUGACCCCGUUUCCCUUUGACGUUAAACUAUGCAUUUAUGGUGAUACUGAGUGAUGUCAAUGCCAAGCACUUACUAACCAAUCAGGGCUCAGGACAGACCGGAGGCGGGGCUUAUCCUGUUUUAUGCAAAUGUGCUUUUAACUUACGCUGCUUUGGGUCGUCAGGGUUUGAUUCAAUGAAAUAAUUAUGAGACGUAUUUAAAACAGAUUUUAUACUUUUGAUGAAACUAAAUAAAAAUGAAAUGACAUGUU
Messenger RNA from Periophthalmus magnuspinnatus, 3472 nucleotides. RefSeq names its product methyl-CpG binding domain protein 2 (gene mbd2). NCBI's taxonomy places the organism in Eukaryota, Metazoa, Chordata, Actinopteri, Gobiiformes, Gobiidae. The coding region runs from base 530 to 1312 and encodes 260 amino acids. Gene Ontology annotation, molecular function: DNA binding. The record is from RefSeq and is a predicted model, not a curated record. The transcript is spliced from 7 exons.